This is a messenger RNA of Porites lobata, 309 nucleotides long. The record is from the annotation of a GenBank genome assembly. NCBI's taxonomy places the organism in Eukaryota, Metazoa, Cnidaria, Anthozoa, Scleractinia, Poritidae.
UGCUCGGCAGAAUUUACUGGAGUCGUACAUGGUGAGCUGAUCUUUCUCUCAGCAAUAAAUAUAUUUUUCUUCAUUGCUGCAUUUCUGGGGAACACUCUGAUCUUAGUUGCCUUACACAAAGAAUCUUCUCUUCAUCCGGCGUCCAAACUCCUGUAUCGUAACCUCGCGAUAACUGAUCUGUGUGUUGGUAUCAUUGUGGAGCCUCUGCAGGUUGUUUCUUGGAUUUCGAUGCUGAACGAAAAAUGGAAUAUUUGCUAUUACGCAAAAUUAACAAAUUUUAUGUCAGGUUUACUUCUAUGUGUGGUUUCU